Messenger RNA from Myxocyprinus asiaticus (Chinese sucker), 4210 nucleotides. Its product is annotated as ribosomal protein S6 kinase alpha-5-like. NCBI's taxonomy places the organism in Eukaryota, Metazoa, Chordata, Actinopteri, Cypriniformes, Catostomidae. The transcript is spliced from 17 exons. The record is from RefSeq and is a predicted model, not a curated record. Gene Ontology annotation, biological process: protein phosphorylation; regulation of DNA-templated transcription; intracellular signal transduction. The coding region runs from base 179 to 2587 and encodes 802 amino acids. Gene Ontology annotation, molecular function: ATP binding; magnesium ion binding; protein serine/threonine kinase activity.
CCGUACAUACUACCCUGGUGCCCUUCCCACGAGAAUGCGGUUAUUGUCAUUUAAAUUAUCUUCCCAAAGGUUGCUUUAUAGCAACACCUCCACGUAUUUAAUCCUGUUUUGAUUAGCGCCAUUGGAUUAUUUUGCAUUAUUUUGGCGCCGCGAGCAGAGGAGAGAGUGCACGCGAGUAAUGCCGUCUACGAUGGAGGGCUCGUCGGGGGAAGGUGACCUGUUUACCGUGAAACACGAGCUCAGAAACGCCAAUCUGACGGGUCACGUUGAGCGUGUGGGCAUCGAGAACUUUGAGCUGUUGAAAGUGCUAGGAACAGGAGCUUACGGCAAGGUCUUCCUUGUGCGCAAAGUGAGCGGUCAUGAUUCUAGCAAACUGUACGCAAUGAAGGUGCUGAAAAAAGCCACUAUUGUGCAGAAGGCGAAGACAGCGGAGCACACACGCACAGAGAGACAGGUCCUUGAGCAUGUCAGGCAGUCCCCUUUCCUUGUUACACUCCACUAUGCCUUCCAGACAGACACCAAGCUGCAUCUCAUUUUAGACUAUGUGAAUGGAGGGGAGCUCUUCACGCACUUGGUCCAAAGGGUUCGCUUUAAAGAGCAAGAGGUUACCUUGUACAGUGGGGAGAUUGUACUUGCACUGGAGCACUUGCAUAAGCUGGGAGUUGUCUACAGAGACCUGAAACUCGAGAACAUACUUCUUGAUUCAACCGGUCACAUCGUGCUGACGGAUUUUGGCCUUAGCAAGGAAUUUCAUGAGGUAGAGAGGGCUUAUUCCAUCUGUGGCACUAUUGAGUAUAUGGCACCUGAGAUCGUAGCAGGAGGAGAGUCAGGACAUGACAAGGCGGUGGACUGGUGGAGUAUGGGAGUUCUGAUGUAUGAGCUGUUGACCGGAGGUUCUCCUUUCACUGUUGACGGCGAUGAGAACUCUCAUUCUGACAUUGCCGAGAGAAUUAUGAAGAAGGAUCCCCCGUUCCCCAAGGACAUGGGGCCCCUGGCCAAAGACAUUGUCCAGCAACUGCUAAUUAAAGACCCAAAGAAGAGGCUGGGCUCGGGGCCCUCAGGGGCGCAGGAUGUGAAAAGUCAUCCCUUUUAUCAGAAAAUGAACUGGGAAGAUCUAGCUGCUAAGAAAGUUCCAGCACCUUUUAAGCCUGUAAUUCGCGAUGAGCUGGAUGUGAGCAACUUUGCGGAGGAGUUUACGGAGAUGGACCCAACAUACUCACCAGCUGCACUUCCUAACAACUGUGACCGCAUCUUUCAGGGCUAUUCCUUUAUGGCUCCCUCCAUCCUGUUUAAGAGGAAUGCAGUGAUGGACGAUCCAGUUCAGCUGUGCGGUGUGUCAGAGAGGCCGGGUUCUGUUGCUGUUGCCCGUAGCGUUAUGAUGAAGGACUCUCCAUUCUACAUGAACUAUGAGAUGGACCUGAGGGGGAACGCUCUGGGUGAGGGAAGCUUCUCCAUCUGCAGACAGUGUACUCACAAGAAGAGUGGACAGAAAUACGCUGUGAAGAUCGUCAGUAAAAGAAUGGAGGCACAAACACAGAAGGAGAUUGCUGCUCUCAAACUGUGUGAAGGACACCCCAACAUAGUCAAGCUACAUGAGAUCUACCAUGACCAGCUGCACACAUAUCUAGUUCUGGAACUCCUGCAAGGUGGAGAGCUGCUAGAGAGAAUCAGGAGGAAGCAGCACUUCAGUGAGACGGAGGCUAGCCGUAUUUUGCGCAGACUGGUGUCUGCAGUCAGCCACAUGCACGAUGUGGGCGUGGUGCACAGGGACCUCAAACCAGAGAAUUUGCUCUUCACUGACGACACUGAGAGUUCUGAGAUAAAAAUCAUUGACUUUGGCUUUGCAAGGCUCAAACCUCCUGACAAUCAGCUCCUGAAGACCCCCUGCUUUACGCUUCAGUACGCUGCCCCUGAGAUUCUCAAGUAUGAUGGCUAUGAUGAGUCCUGCGACCUCUGGAGUUUAGGGGUCAUAUUGUACACCAUGCUGUCUGGCCAGGUCCCAUUUCAGUGUCAGGAGAAGAGUCUAACACACACCAGUGCAGAGGAGAUCAUGAGGAAGAUCAAAAAGGGAGACUUUUCUUUUGAAGGUGAAGCUUGGAGGAAUGUAUCCAGUCAGGCCAAGGAUCUGAUACAAGAGUUGUUGACGGUAGACCCUGUCAAGCGGAUAAAGAUGUGUGGUCUGCGUUAUAAUGCCUGGCUGCAGGACGAUAGCCAGCUUUCCUCCAACCCUCUUAUGACCCCUGACAUCCUGGGCUCUUCCACCGCUUCAGUGCACACCUGUGUCAAAGCCACCUUUAAUGCCUUUAAUAAGUGUAAGCGGGAGGGCUUCCGACUCCAGACGGUGGACAAGGCUCCACUGGCCAAACGCAGGAAGAUGAAGAAGACCAGCACCAGCACAGAGACCCACAGCAGCUCCAGCGAGAGCACACACUCCUCCUCCUCUUUUUCACAGUCUCAGGAUAAGACUCCACCAAGUGGAGAGAUGGCUAUCAUACCCCAGGUCUCUGUGAGCACGCCUCUCACUCUGGGCCCAGACGAUGAGCCCUCUCAGAGCCAACCCCAACCUGCCUUCACCUUCACAGAGUGAACCUGGAUGAGAAUCAGACAGCAGGGUGGGACACACCUCUCCAACCAUUCCUUUCUGUCUCCUUCAUGCUCUGCCAAGGGCACAUAACUCCAUACUUAGCAUGUGGGGAAAGUGGCACCAACCCAAAUCCAUCGCUAGCAAUAGAUAGGAGUGCGCUGAAGACCAGGCUAGUGAGCUGUUCUCAAUAGGCUCAAGUCCUGCAUGGCCAAACAUCGCUGCAUCCAGUCCUGUGUCUUAAACAGGAGAAAGAACUUUGAGGAGCAUUAAAACCUUAAACUGACUAGGAGAAAAGUCAGCUUUUGCAAUGUCCUGUCCAACCAGGCACUUUGCUCCAUGCAAAAAAUAUCAAAGAAAGGAAUAUGUAUUGUAUUCUUAAAGAAUAUAAAUAUAAUUUAAGUUGAGAUUUAUUGUUUAUACAGACUUUUCUCAUACGGUACUGUAUAUCAGACUAUACCAGUUUGUCAGAUGCAACAACUCCACUUGUGCUGGGAGCUUUGUGGUGUUGCAUUUGUCAAGUAUCUAACUUCAGUCCUUGACUUCUUCCAGAAGAUUUCACUGAAGUAGCAACAAAUAGCUUUUAAGGAGUUCGAGCAUUUCAUUGUAUCAUCAACAAUUUGUUACCCUUGGAAAGGUGUAAAUAACUUUAGUUUGUUUGGUAUUUUCAUGUCAUUUGAAUUUUCCAUUGAGAUCUUUUCUUCAGCUUUAUUUAUUUAUUUUUAGCUUGAACUCAUUUCAAAAACGUUGAAGACAAAGCUACUCGUAAAUGAGGGAACGUCAGUUGCUUCUAGUUAGACAUUGUUGUCUUGGACUCUGCUCUGAAAUUUUGUCACUCUAGAUUUAAUAUCUGUGAGUUUGGAUCAAGCCGUAGAUGUUCUAACUCAACGUCCGCAAAGCAUAAUGAAACCCUUUAUUGCGUUAUGUAACAUAACCAGACUUUGAAAUGAUAACAGGCCAACUUUUAGUCCCGUAUCAAGUGAAAAGCCAGCUAAAAGACGUCUGUGGCUUCCUGUCUGGUUUACCAUGUAGUGUUGUUUUGGCCCUGUGUAGAUGGUUGAUGCUUUCAGACAGGCUGUGGUAGAGACUUUGGUGUCUAAAAUGACGCGCUUGCAUGUUUUCCUCUUUGCAUCCUCCAUUUCACAAGCGCUUGAGCUGAUUAUGUGGUUCUCAGUGUUUGUGCAUUUAGUAAGUCAUUUUUAACCGAGCAUUUUGGUGGCAUUUCACAGUUGAAAAGAGAAUCAUUUUAUCGUUGGCCUAAAGGACCGUCUGUAUUAUUUGUGACGUGAUAGCAUUCGUAUUUUGCAAGCACUACAAAUUUGUAAUUGAAGGUACUUGAACUCUACGUUGCUAUGCAAAUGUUACUUUCUUCCUUUAGUACGACAUUUACGGUUCUUUUUGUAUCCUUUAAGGACCUUUUUAUGCAUUACAAAAAGUAUAUAAAAACAGUGCCUGCAGAGGGCAAACAUAACUGCCAUCUUUAGGGGCAGUCUUAGACUCCACUCUCUAAAUAAUCAUGCAUUCCACUUCCUGUGCACUAAGAUGGCAUAUCACAUCCAUGAGCUUUUAAAUACAGAUAAACUGAUUACACUAUGUAACACAAUUUUUGUUCCUGGGUAGUAAGUGUUA